This is a messenger RNA of Humulus lupulus (European hop), 2474 nucleotides long. RefSeq lists its product as uncharacterized. The coding region runs from base 108 to 2093 and encodes 661 amino acids. The record is from RefSeq and is a predicted model, not a curated record. Lineage: Eukaryota; Viridiplantae; Streptophyta; Magnoliopsida; Rosales; Cannabaceae. The transcript is spliced from 8 exons. Gene Ontology annotation, molecular function: protein binding.
CUUUCCCUUCCUAUAAAGCUUGAAAGCAAUACAAGACGACCAGGAUAUCUUAAAUAUAAUUCAAUAAUAUUGCUUCGCCGGAACGAUUCUUUGAUAGCUAAGAGAAAAUGGGAGUUGAAGAUAUUGAGUCCGGAGUUACCCAAGGGUUGCUAGAAGAUGCAGCUGAGAUCGAAAUUGGAAUACUGUCGAAAGAAAAAUCAAUGAACGACACAGAUUUGAAAGAAACGUUGGAUCAGCGCCAUCGGCCUUUACAUCACCUACUUGAAGAUUCUAAAGAAGCAAGACAAGAAUAUCUACAAACGGUUCCUCCUCUUAACAAAGCUGUAUUGAAGAAUGACAUUAAAACUGUACUAAGAAUCAUAAAGAAAGAUAGUCGAUUGUUACGAACCGCAAUCACAAGGGCAGAAGAAACUAUUCUUCACGUAGCGGCUGGAGCAAAAAACCUUCACUUGGUGAAGGAGUUGGUGAACUUGAUGGAGGAAGAUGAUCUGGCUUUACAGGACUGCAAAGGCAACACGGCAUUUUGCUAUGCCACUAUCACCGGAAGCAUAGAUAUUGCCAUUAUUCUUAUGAACAAAAAUAAGAAUUUGCCACUUGUUCGAGGUGGCCAAGGAAUGACACCACUUUACAUGGCCACUUUGUUUGGGCAUAGUAAAAUGUCAUGGUUUCUCUAUCCUAUUACCAAGAAGAUUCUUGAGCAGGGCGAAUGGAUGGGAAUUUUCUUCACAUGUAUCCAUUCUGAUUUGUACGGUCUGGCAUUGCGUAUGCUUGAAGAGGACAGUGAACUCGCAAUUGCCCGUGAUGUGAAUAAUGAUACUGCCUUGCAUAUUUUAGCUAGAAAAACCUAUGUCUUUUGUCACCAAACUCCAAGACUAUGGAAAUGGAAGAGCUCCAACGACAACAACUCAAGUCUGUUACCUUGGUUCAAAAAGAGUCUGAAUAAAGAAAAUCAAGCUCUUCAACUUGUUAGAGGCCUAUGGAAUGAAAUUUUAGUACGUUUACCAAACUUGGAGGUAAACAAACUAAUUAACAGACCAUCAAGCUUAUUAUUUGAGGCAGCCGAAUUAGGCAACUUUCAUUUUUUGAUUGAGCUUAUUCGUGCACAACCGGAUUUGGUAUGGGAUGUCGAUGAAAAAAAUAGAACCAUAUUCCAUAUUGCUGUAUUGAAUCGACAUUCAAACAUCUUCAAUUUAAUACAUGAGAUUGGCUCAAUUAAGGAUGUCAUCAUAACAUUUCAAGAUGAUGAUAAUAACAACAUAUUACACCUGGCUGCAACAUUGCCACCUUCACAUAAAUUCAACGAAAAAUUUGGAGGAGCUCUAAAGAUGCAACAAGAGUUAUCAUGGUUCAAGGAAGUGCAGAAGUUCAUGCUACCAUCAUAUGCCCAUAUGAAAAAUUCAGAGGGCUUGACUCCUAAAGAAGUUUUCAAUACAGAACAUGCCUCUUUGUUGAAAGAAGGAGACCGUUGGAUGAAAAGCACUAGUAAAUCAUGCUUAAUGGUUUCAAUACUUAUUUUUGUUGGAGUUCUAAUCACUGCCUCUCGUGCCCCUUAUUAUGACAAUGAAGGAAGAAACUCAAAUCGGUUAAAUUCUGUAGCAUUGUCUUCAUCUUUCUUCUCAACGUUAACAUUCCUGUCAAUUAUCACAUCUAGUUAUCCGAAAGUCGAAGUCCUCGUUUCACUACCCUUCAAGUUGAUUAUGGGACUUGCAACGCUCUUCAUCUCUUUGACAACCAUGUUGGCAGCAUUCAAUGGAGAACAUGCCUCUUUGUUGAAAGAAGGAGACCGUUGGAUGAAAAGCACUAGUAAAUCAUGCUUAAUGGUUUCAAUACUUAUUUUUGUUGGAGUUCUAAUCACUGCCUCUCGUGCCCCUUAUUAUGACAAUGAAGGAAGAAACUCAAAUCGGUUAAAUUCUGUAGCAUUGUCUUCAUCUUUCUUCUCAACGUUAACAUUCCUGUCAAUUAUCACAUCUAGUUAUCCGAAAGUCGAAGUCCUCGUUUCACUACCCUUCAAGUUGAUUAUGGGACUUGCAACGCUCUUCAUCUCUUUGACAACCAUGUUGGCAGCAUUCAAUGGAGUGAUGCAGAACUACUAGAUGAAUAAAAUUCCGAAUUGAGGCAUUUGUUUGUUCUCAUGCUUGCCAAAAUUUAGGUUGAAGUGCAAUUCAAAGGCACGUGUUGUUGGUCAAGUAUGCACAAUAAGAAAAUUGUGCAGGCCACCUUGAGAAGUACAAUUCAUACAAAAUGUCGCUAGAAGAAUUUAUGUCUGCGCAUCAUGUUUGUGUACGUAAACGAGAAUUGAAUAAAGAUUUGGACUAAUCCAUGAUUUGCAUUUUAGCAAUGCAUUUGUGUGGGAGGGAAUUUAUUUUCUCAGUUUAAAAAUGUUUUAAUGAUAAUGUAAGUGUUGGUGUAUGUGCUCUUAAAUUGUAUUUCUAUAAAAUAUUUACCGAAUAUUUAAAUAACGAUAAUUAAUGUUA